This is a messenger RNA of Dermacentor silvarum, 10727 nucleotides long. RefSeq lists its product as uncharacterized. The transcript has 5 exons. The coding region runs from base 535 to 1515 and encodes 326 amino acids. The record is from RefSeq and is a predicted model, not a curated record. Lineage: Eukaryota; Metazoa; Arthropoda; Arachnida; Ixodida; Ixodidae.
GUUUUCGAGCCUGCGCUCCCGUCAGACUGCCCCGACUGCUCUACCUGUGUCGCGAUCGUCGUUACUUGAUUUCCUGUGUUGUAGUAUACUGUUUUAGUACUUACUGCUUUCUGCGCGUUGUGUGACGAACCAUUUUCGUGUUACAGUCAGACGGAGACGAAAGACGGGAGUGAGAGUAGCAGCAGCUACAGAACGCACGCCACAACCACGGACGUAACACUGUUUACACAAAGCGGGCGUGAGACUUCGUUUACAUUUGGCCGUUGCUGCGAAGAUGUCCGGUACAGUGAACAGUGCGUGCAAAGCUGGCGCAGCGACCCGAAAUCGCCGGCGAUGAGCCCGGAAACACUGCGAGCGGAACGCUUUGAAAUUCGUGCAGCUGUGCGUCUCGUCGCGCGUGUGUUGAGUGAUCGCAGGGGAGAAGCGCUGCCCUCGUCGAUUUGUUGCUGCUGUCGCCGCGCCUACAUGGAACAGCUGUGCACUAUUGCAGCGCAUUAAUUUCAUAUACGUCGGCGCCAGAACCUGGUGUCAACCAUGGAAGCACUGAUCUGCUUUGUGGUGGCCACUUUUGUGUUCCUGCUGCUCUUUGACCACUACUGCCACGAGGAGAGCCAGCAGGAACGCACCCCAGCCACCGUGCGGGACGUCGUGGACGAUGGCACGAUGCCUGCGGCCAAGAGUCGUUACUACUCGACCAGCCUGUUCGCGAUCCUUGGUCUGUCGCGCGAGGAAGUGCACGACUUUGCUGCUUUCCGUGACCGCUUCAGCACCUUCUCCGAAGUCAGCACGGCCAUGCGACGGGCAGGGCUUCCCGACAUCCACGUCAUUGUGGGCGUCGACUUCUCGGCCAGCAAUGAGUGGCAGGGCAGGCGGACGUUUCGUGGUGAGAGCCUGCACGCCCUGAAGCCAGGUGCACAGAACCCCUACCAGAGGGCGCUGGCUUCCCUGGGUGCUGCAGUGGGGCCCCUGCUGCAUGGGAACCCCAUCCCGGCCUAUGGCUUUGGGGACUCUGUCACCAAGGAUGCGGACAUAUUUCCCCUCAUUGAGUCAGGCGCCUCGUGCCUGGACUUCAACGACCUCAUGUGUGCCUACACACACACUGCCCACAAGGUGCAGCUGUCAGGCCCGACGAGCUUUGCACCCCUGGUGCAGAAGGCGCAGCAAAUCGCCGUCGACAGCCGUGAGUUCCAUGUGCUGCUUGUUCUGACGGACGGACAGUUCAGCCCUGCAGGCGAGGCAGCUUCCAGGAAGGCCAUCAUCGCAGCCUCACAGGUGGCGCCGCUCUCACUGGUAGUAGUUGUGCUGGGAGACGGCCCGUGCGGAGCACUGGUGCGCUGGGACGAUGGUGUCCCUGAGCGCCGUUUCGACAACCUACAGGUGGUGCGGCAUGCCGAGGUGACGCGUGGGUGCCGACAUCCGGACGCCGCACUGGCCCUGCACGCGCUGAUGGAGGUGCCCGACCAAUACCGUGCAGCCGUGCAGCUGGGUCUGCUGAAAGGUGGCAUGUCGCCAUGAUUGUGCACUCCUCGCUUUUUCUUCAAGGAAGAGGAACAUAAGAUGGCACCUUCACUGUGGCCAAAAAGCCACUGCUUGUGUCUGUGCCAAGGGUAUUGAAAGUGGAAGCUGUUAAAGACACUUUUCACAAUCGUCUGGAAGUGGCUUGCUAACACGUUACAGAAACCCAAGUGAAUCCAUGCCCAAGCAGAUGGUGUAGACUAGCUGCAGAGCCUGAUGUCACAAAGGUGUGACGAUGCUGGCACAGUAUUCCAUGCAGGCAAAAAAAAGACGAAAAAGAGUCUCGACAAACUCUAAUGGCCUGAAGUUUCUCCGGUGCCACGAUUAAAAGAAACAUGGCUGAAUUUUCAAGAGAUGCUUGACAAAGGUCAUGUUCAAAGCAACAAUCAACGAGGAAGCAGGAAAGUGUCAGCAUGGUCUUCUGCUCCUUUUGUCUGCACUGUGCCCAUUUUGUUAACGAACAUGCAGCUUUUAUAUAUUUUAAUAGCAGCACAAAUGUUUCAUUCCAGCCAAGAAGAGAAGUGAUGCCCGUUAGCUUCAAGGCACAGACAGGACUGGACUGAUUAAUCACUCUAGUGCAAGAGCAUAGCCCAACAGUGUCUUAAGCAGAACCCACUGUAAGAGUUGACAUUUUUGUUUCUCAGACUUUACUAGUAACUGUACGAGAAACAGUGUGCACGUGUUUAUGCCUUCUUUUGGAGAUGCUGUCCUGGACACAGCAGCUGUGCUUUAUUUUUAUUUUUAACUACUGUUACCACUGGCAGUGUGGCUAUUGUAAGCUGGAGCUUCCUACACUGUGAGCAGCACCGGAACAUGCAGCUUAGAAGGAAGCACAUUCCGUUAAAAUGUGCCAGGCAUCUGCAAUGCCAUCUGUCAUCGCUUGUCUAGAGGUACACAAGUAGCCUAGACUCUCGAGACCACCUCUUGACUGUCAUGGGUAAAUACUAUUCGCAGGACAGUUGACUAUUCUGAAAUUCCGCCGCAGGUGUCAUUACUGCCACUUACGUUAUACAUGGUGCCAAUUGUUGUCAGUCUUCUUCACCUUUCUCUUCAACGCUCCCUGUACUUUACCGUCAGCAGUGCCACGUGAGCAUCCCAUAUCGUUUCUGAUAAAUGAGGAGCAGGUGCACAGCAUCAAAAAUUAAACAUUAAAAAAAAGGGGGGGGGGAUGAGGGGAGGGCAUGAAAGAUUGACAACAACUAUUGUUUCAUGGCAAUAUCGUAUUUUAAAGGGUGCACAAUUUUACAAAGCAGAUCGCACGUUUGUUGUGGCCAUUACUAUAGGAAUUACUGCAUUGCAGCCGCUUCACAUGUUAACUGACAUUAAUCAGCAGCACUCUGUCCUUGCAUACCACAAAAUGCCGUGCCAUUGCCCACCCAACAUUUACAGGUAUUCUUGAGAAAAAGGGGAGGGGGGUGGAGAGGGAGGCAGGUGCUUGCCCUGUUGCAGGGCUCAAAAUAUUUGCUGGAUCUUGGCACUGAAGCCAAUGUUCAAUUGCAGCCAGUUGGCAUGUCUACAAUAUUGCUCACUGCUCAAUGCACCUAAGAGUGAAAACAAAGCAUAAAUCUCACAGUUGAACACACUUCAGAACAUUAUCAAGGAAUGCUUAAAUAUCAGAUGUUACUAGCACUUCUGCUUUGUUGCAGAAGCCAUUAAAUAAGUCUUGUGGUUUGUAACAAAAUGUUAAAUUCUUGCACACACGAGAAAGGUUACGUUAUUGACGAUUGCCUUGUCACUGCCUUCAAAUUAAGGGUUUGGCUUGCCAUAUCUCAUUUUGCGAUUUCGACAACUUGUCAGAUUGGGUGUUACGUACUUGCUGUGUAAAGAAAUGGUGUUUAAAAUUGUCUAGAUGCGUGGCAUGGGUGCUUAUUCAAUUGUUGACACUUUCUAAUAUUUUAAAUUGCGCAUGUAUCACAACAGCAUGGUGGUAGUGCUUUCAUGAUGCUACGUUUUCCAGGUUCAGAUCUGGAGAGCUCUGCUUUGUGGAAUAGGUUUGUGAAUGAGGAAAGGCAACAUCUCAGAACGAGAAAGGCAACAUAUGGAACGAUGCAAAGCAAAGUGAUGUGCGUGCUGGACAGUUACAUUCUUUCACAGAUUCAUAGUGACAGGAUGUCUGUGGUGCAUAUGAAAGACAUUGCCAGGAACCAAAUGAGACAGAAGUUCUGAGGAAGAUGUAGGGUUGAAGCUAUUAGAAGUGCUUGAACAAGGAAUGUUCAAAGGAAGUGUACACACUCACAAUGUCAUAUAGGUGCCUUUUGGCAGGCCAAAGUCAAUAUUAAGACUGGUUGGCAAGUAGUCAAUAAUCUCAUAGUAAAUGUUUCGACGAAAGUUCAUCCGGUCAAAUAGCAUGAUGAUGGAAGAAGUUGCAGUAACUGACCAAGUCAAGGUUAAAAACACAAUAUGUUUUCGAGCCUGUAAGAGUUCUGUUUCAGAGCCUGUAUGAGCCCGUACGGGCUCCUUAUCUUAGGAACCUGUAUGGGUUGCUUUUUCACCCUGACUUUGUCAGUGACCGCAACUACUUCAUCAAAGACCAAGUCCCUUUGUUGAAACAUUCACUCCCGAGAAAUCCCUUCUUCAACCACUAUUGACUACUUGCCAAGAACCAAUCUUGAUCCCGACUUUGGCCCCUUCAAGUGGUAUCUCGAUGACUCUCUACCCGUCCAAUGGUAGCGUUGAGUCUCUUAAGCGGAAGCUGACAUUGUGCUGUUCUUUGUGUCAUUGGUGCAUGCCAAAAGUGUGCCUCAGUCGUUGGUCAGGGUCAGGCUUGCUGGAGAGGAAUGUAAAAGCACAUUUUUUCUAGUCAUCAGGCAGUUUUUAUUUUGCCUCAUUUGUGCAAGGCAAGUGUGGAAUAUCAUAUAACAUUACUGUGUGAUAAGAUCUGCAGAGAAGGGUGAGGCAUUGUGCGACUUUGCCAAUACUGAGCACAUGUUGCUCUCGCUGCCAUCUCUGGAGAAUGGUGUGUUUACCCCUAGCAUCCCUGCAUUAACAUUUGCUGUGAGAAUUGCUUAAUGUGCAGCACAGGUAAGUUACUAGUCAGAGACGGUUGAAGUCUUCGUCAAAAGUUCCUGGGCCACCUACGUAUAACGAGAAUGAAGUUUAUACCAUGUAGCCCGUCCUCCAUUCAAUGCCCAAAAGAAACGACACCCUCUCUUCUCUCCACACUCGGAGUGCAGAAGUGUUGCGGCAGCAUUGCCACACAGCCCAAAGGCACACCCUGGGAACUUCUUGCCAAGACUGUACAUGCAGGAAUAGAUCCAUCCAGGUUAGCAGAGAUCACCAGUUCAAAUAGUGUGUGGUGACAUUUGGACUAGUAGCAUUUCUCUUUCUCAUUAUUGAGCAAGUUGAAGGCUUGCUUUUUUUUUUCCCCUCAGUAUUGGGACUUGCCUUAGUGCGUGUAAGCACGGGAAAAUUGUUGACCGAUGGCCUUCGCCUGAUGUGUGCCUCAUAGCAUUGCCUGAAAUUGUAGCAAGUUGAGUGCAGCAUUCCCUGUAAGCCACAAGGUGGCAUAUCCUGACACCAGUUUCUCAAUUACCACGGAGAAGCGACUUUGAAGGAAGCACUCCUUGUGUGUUGCAUCUGCCUGGCAUUGUGUUCUUGAUUUCGAUGAUGUCACAAUCAGUGUACAACGAUUGCCUAGGCUGGAGAACUAGAUGCAGCAAGUGGACUGGCGCAUUUCCCAUCGCCGUUAUUCUCACAUUGCAUAGUUCCCGGGCUCAUCAACAGGAUGUCCAUUGCUCUGGUGGGCUGUUCCACUAGACAUUACAGUGUGCAGAUGCAAAAAUGAACAUGUUCCUGAUGAUGAUUGACCGAGAAUGCAGCAUCUGUAAAACAAAUGAUGUGCUCUUGCGUAAAAAAGAAUGUUAUUGUUCUUAGACCACAAGUGGUGCAGCUAGUUUGAACAGUCGCAAGUUUUUUGUUGUUUGUAUGCUGCUGUUGUGCUUGCUAACCUCGCCAUUUGCAGAAGUAUUUAAAAGCGGCACUUGAUAAAUGAAAAUGCUAGGCCUACCACAGCUUGUUGAUUGUGCCUAUGAAACAGCUACAGGAUCAUUUAUAGAUGCCAGAAAAUUAUGUAUACGUGAAACACAGGUGGUAGAGUCACUUUAGAAGCUUAUAUAUGUGUGGCUUUAUGACACUGACUUAGUUCAGCUUUUUCUCUGGUGUUUCGGAUGCAUGUGUUUCUGUUGAGCUGGACAUGAGCCAUGCUUAAGUUACUUGAGGCACAGUGUUUACUUAGAGCAGCUUUGGAUUUUCAAAGUUUUGCUAUUGUUGACUGUAGUAUACAGAGUUGUUUAGUGCUAGGUGACUAUCGAUACAUUGUCAUCAAAUAUGUCAUUUUGGCUGUCCAGCACAGGUGCUGUGAAUGUCUGCAGGUACGUUUAGAUUGUGUUAUGCUUCUAUAGUUUUAUGCCAGACAGACCAUUUUCAUCCAGGUGGUAUAACCAGCAUUUCAGGUGCAAUUUAAGAGCUGAAGGGGCCUUGCAACACUUUUUAAAAAACGCUAAGAAAUGUGUCUGGUGCUAUUAAUCAAAGGGCAUCACCUCACAAAUCUUUCAAACAAAAUGUUCCCAUUCUUUAAUAUUAGUGUCUAGAAUUAACCGAGCUACGGGCAAUUGGGUGUUGUCUUCGUCACAUUUUUAGAGCAUUUUCUUCCCUUUUGCCAUUCCUAUUAAGCUGGAGGUUUACAGUAAAGACAGCCCAGAGCGUGAUGAUGUCAUGCUCUGCCCAGUCAUACACAUCAUCAUGCUAAACUUUCUUACUGAUGCAUUCCAUUACAACACACGAUUACAACUGUGGCAGUGCUUGUGGGGACAGUGACAGCUUCCCAUAAUAGCUUCCCGAUAAUGAUGAUCAUCAUGUUAUAAUGUCCCUAAAAUAAAAUUUAUUCGAAGCUGGAAGCAAGAAAUAAAUAAACCACUGCAAACAAAAGUUUUGAGCCUGGCACAUUCCGCCUCUGGAAAUUGACAUGUCAACCAAAUCACUACAAAAAUCUUGUUUACUUCUUUAUUGCAGAGAAGCAAGAAAGCGCUACCUUUAGUGCAAAUCAAAGCCCAACGUCAACUAUCGCACAAAGAUGAGCGCGAGUCAAAAAUGAGAAACCAAUCAAAGUAUUGCUAUAGUUGGUGACAAACUAAAAAUUCAGUGUCAAAUACACUGCAGUUUAACUCGUCUUUUUUAUAGAUGCACCGGCGAAUUACUUUCACUUGGUUCUGUGAUGUCACUGUGGAGGCAAACUUAUUUUAAUGUAUCUGCGCUAGUAUUGGUGUCUCCUGGGAACUGUGGUGCGCAUAGACAGAGCACAGAUGCAGUGCGGUUUUGUGGACAGAGCCUGCGCAGGACUCUUAAAUUGUAACCGAGUAUAAGGUCCACUUGCAUGUCCCACGUAUGUAAGCAUUCUGCAUCUUGAAAUAGAGGUGUUCAGGCAAUUGUGUGCAGUGCAUUCUUUUAAGGGAGACUAUGUGAACUAUUAGAGAGUUUUAGCUUGUCUGCAAACUCCUUAACAGUUGCAGAAUAACAGGUUAUCGUAGCCGUGUAUGGCAGCAACAGCAACAAUGCUAGUAGCGACAUCUUGUGACACAGGGUCAAACUGGAGAGCACGCAAAGAUAAUACUGCAGUGACCUACUAUUUUCUACUUGCUGGUGUAAAGCACUGGCAGCAACAUAAUCAUUAACGUGCAGUCUUUUAGGGGCGAAGCACCUUAGGGCCGAGCCUAGUGGCCCACGUAGUCUGUAUCUCUGGUUUGCAUGUAUACUGUGUAUACCAGAGCGUGUACAUGUGUACUGCACACAUGUACAGUAUAUAUAUGUAUAUGUACAGUAUAUGUACGCCAAGCUCCAGCUUCCGGAAGCCGGCUUCUGGUUCCGGCUUCCGGAGAAUGCUUCCGGCGUCUGGCCCGAAUGAUCCCCCAGUGCUUCGCCCACUCAUCAUCAUUCACUUCGUAGAUAUGCGGUAAUUUUUUUUAUGAAUUUCCUUCACUGAGAACACUCACCCAAUACAAAAAUGUUUCGAACACAUUGUAGUUGUACAAAGCACCACAAGAUAUCGCUACCAGCUCUGCUAAUGCCAUCCACGGCUUCGAUAAUCCGGUAAUUUGUAAGCUGUCAUACAUUUACGGACAAGUUAAGACUUCCUAAUGAGAAAAAUAAAGGGUGGAGCGGGCCUUGCAUCCCAUCGAUGAAGUGCUAAGAGCAGAAAUGGUUAAGGGGGCACCAUUUGUCGUGCGUGCAACAUUGCAAAAUGCGCUGAGGUAAAAAGUUAAGCAAACCUGGCAGCACAAAUUGAAAUGCAGGCACCAAAAAACUGAUAGCAGAGACAAAAGUGCAAUGUGGUAUAUUAAAACUUGCACGAGAAAGAAGCCGUGGUUUUUUAAAGCUUCGAACAAACCCAAACUUCUCAUGGAUGGUGACGAGAAGAUACCAGGUCAGAUGGUGCUUCGAAUGUUUUUUUUUUUUUGCAACUGAUACAGUGUUAAACAAUGCCAGUCUUACUGCACGUAACACUGCACUCACUAUCACUGUGGCUGGUUCAUACUUCAAACAAAACUGCGAUUUCAUUUUGUUUUGUCAGGCCUUGCCCCGUUCGUCUGUAGUAUUUCAGCUAUCGAAUAAAGCAGCCAAUUACUUUCUGUAAGCACUGUAGUCUACACACAUUUCUGACAGUUUAUUCACUCACUCACAGGCAAAAAUUCUGUGCAGUCAUUAAAAGCGUGUACUAACCGAAUAGAACGCAUAAGGCAUUGUGGUGAGAAAAUACCAUACGAGAGUAGCGGUUGACUGCUCAAAACCAUGCAUAAACAGCUUUGCAGUAAAUUUAGGAGGGCAGCCGUUACUGUGCAAAGAUUACAGCUUUGGAAUUAAGUAUCUGUCAUAGUGGUUCUAAAGUGCAUGCUUAGAAUUUGCCAGCACAACUGAAAAUGGAAAAUGCACAAGAGGACAGGUGGAAAGUAAAACCCUAUCAAAGGCUGUGGCAGAGAGGGAGGAGAUGACUCGACGAUCGUCGCUCUAGAGGAAACAAGCAUUGUAUUGCACUCUCUUAUUGCACUUUUUGAGUUGGUGGAUAUUUUUAUAAUCUUCAUUUAGCCAUGAGUGGCAUGAAGCAAAUGUGGCACUGAUGAAGACAUUUUAACAGCGAAGCUGUUUAAGCCAGCCGUAAUUUGUGGUUCGUAUCAAGAAACUGCCACGCCGUAGCCAUGGCAACCAGGAGGGCAGAGGAGGGCUGCGUGGCGCAUGCGCACAUGGUCUCCUCCUUGCCAGCUCCCUCCCUUCCUGACCCCCGCCUCUCUCCUCUCUGCGGCGCUCUGAGCCGGCCAGAAGAAAAAAAAAAGGCAAAAGCUUGCACUAGGCCGUGCAAAGCUCAAGACACAGCGAAGCUGGCCGAUUCAUAUCGAGCGGCUAGCCUCCAACGCAUUCGGCGUCGGCAAGCAACAGCGUUCUUGGCACUGUGCCAACCUUGGUUAGCCUGCCUGCGUUUGUGGCAUGCCAGGAACGCUGUGGCUCGUAGGCACUGACGCGUCCAGCAGUAGUCACGCGAAAUGUCGCGAAAGGGAAGAUACCUCCGAAAAUGAUCGCUCUAGAAUACCUUCCCUAAAUGCGUAGUUAAGUUAUACCAAGUUAAGACCUAGCAGCAACCAAGUUAUUACCUAGCAGUAGCAGCCAGUAAGACUUGAGGAUCUACCGUGUCGCUGUGCCUAAGUUUUGCACGACCGAGUGCAAACUUGCCCUUUUUUUUUUCUUGUCAGAGGUGCUGAUUAGGCACAUCUGGAGAAAUUUGGCCAAGCCCAACAUUCAGAAUGUUUCCCAGGGUGUCAUAAUAAACUUCAGAAAUGGCAGGAAAUUUGAGAAGUUACAGGCAAUGGUGGAUGCUCUUUUGAAUGAUGUUGAGGAGGGGUGCGCGAACAUUCUAUAUUCUAUAGAUACGAAUAUCAAAUAGUAUUUGCUAUUCGUAUUCAACUUGAGAAUUCAGUAUUUGAAAUUGCUGAACAUCUGUUUUUGUUUCAAUAAAACAAAUAAAAAUGCUUAUUGGAGUCUUGGGGAAGAGAGUCCAACGCAAGCGAGAAUUGUUCCGAAUGAUUCUAGUGGAGGACAGCAACAGAUUCUGUACAGAGGUAUGGAGCAGCCAACUUCUGUGCAACUUCCAGUCAAGCUAUAAUAAUGUCUUUCCCUUAGGCAGCCCAUGAAUAUUUAGGCAAAGCAAUUUUUCAUUUUUCCAACCUUGUCCCAGUUGCAUUUCUUUUAGCUGAUGUGCAGUGCUGUAGUAUAUUACACAUAAUUCCAUCAGUAAACUCAACACUCUAUGUGCUUGUGGUGGUGUGCUGGUGCUUUGUUUUAUUGAUUUAAUGGUGCAUCAGAGAAUUGAAAAAAGUUGUUUAUCAUUUACGAGGUCCUUGGUUGACCGGAUGCCCAGUUGUAGACAGCAUUACAUGCAUGUAUCGAAUAAUGUGAAUAAGCCCUUUUACCAGAUGGUAAAAGAUGACUCCAGCCAAACUUUCUCCUUGACUUCGCUUAGAAGUGAGAAGAUAUUUGGUAUUUGAUUAGAUAUUCAAAGUUCGUUUUUUUAUGUUUGUAACUGAUUCGAUUAAGAAAAUGCUAUAAUUCGAAACCCCCCGAUUUUGUGGGUUCCCUGAUGCACGUGAGGCAAUGACAUUUGGCUCAGGCAUGGCCUAUAGCCACUGGGCAUUGUUGCAGGGCCCCUUUAAACUGGGGAGCCAAGAUGAUAUUUCUAUGGAAGUAGCUGUAUGUGAAACAUAACAUAUGUGUUUUGUGAGCAUCAUGGAUGCAUAUAAUGUACUAUGUGCAGCAGUGUCAACAUUCUUGUUGUGUACUAUGUUGCAUGUUGACAUGAUUCAUUGAGAAAUCUUGUUAAUCUGCGUGUUGUAAUGCUACGGCUACCACUGGUCAAGCAUCUAGUUUGCUGAACACGAGUUUUAAGGCUGUUAUAAGAAUUGUUCACUGCCUUGCGUGAUAUUUUAUGCCUACUUUUGAUGUACUGUAUAUUUACUUUUGUUUGGGCAAAAAAUUGACAUUUACUUUUGUAGUGUACAUAGUGCAUGCCAAUGUCAGCAAGCCCUUAUGUUCACUUUGAAAUUUGAGCUAUUAUUCAUUUCUUGCAGAAAAGGCUGCCGCUUGCUGCUGCUGUUUCACGCGUCUAGGUAUAUACUGUAUUUAGAGCUUGGGCCUGUUGCCUCGGGUACAAAUAAACUUGCAGAUGCAAUGUA